Molecule: messenger RNA, 914 nt
Organism: Haliotis rufescens (red abalone)
Lineage: Eukaryota; Metazoa; Mollusca; Gastropoda; Lepetellida; Haliotidae
Exons: 6
Coding region: 36-551 (171 amino acids)
Source: RefSeq, a predicted model, not a curated record
GGAGUCUGGCCAGGCAACAACCAGGUGCAUACAGGAUGUGGACGUUGGCGGUCUUUUCUCUGCUACUGUGCGUCUUCACGGGAGGUCAUGUAGCUGCUGAAGCUUGUGGUACAUGUACCGAAACCUACAACUCUGCUACGUCAUCCGCAGAUUCAGAUGAGAACUGUGCACACCUGAAAGUGUACUUGGAUUGUCUCGAGACUGCAGCAGGAACAUCUGCUGGAUGUGACUUGGCAACAACUCAAGCCACGAAAAUCAGUGACGCUGUUUGUGACCCAGCUUUGCAGUCGCCUUGUACAUGCCAACAGACAUUCUGGGCAAGCGAUCUAUCCGGGAACAACGCAUGCGGGCCGCUUGGGACCUACAUCCAAUGUCUCACUGACGCAGGAGAGAAAGAAACAUGCAAGGCUGGAACCAAAGCCUCUGCUAUCGUAGACAAGCCCAAGGGGAGACUUGCAGCUCUUACAUGUAAUGCUGCAGUUUCCACCCUGAGGAUGUACACUGCGACCACUGUUGUUCUCCCCUUCGUCCUGAUGGUGUUUCUUCCUUAACUCACAACGAAUCACAAUAUAUACUUUUAAAAUGUAGUUGUAUUUGAGUUUUUGUAUCUGGUCUGCAUUAAAACGUCACAGUAAAGGACAUUCUGAAUGAAUAUUAAUCUUAACAUUGAUAAGUUCGGUGUUAUACGAUGUGUAGAUUUUCAUUUUCAUUUGAAUGAACUAAAGAUGCUACAAACUGACUAAGGGGGCAAAACGACUCGUAUUCAACUUAAUUAGGCCCACCUGAUGACGUUUUCUGAUGACGUGGUUCUCCCCAAAAAGGCCACCGACACAUAGAAAAUGCCAUCAACCCCUUAGACACUUUGAUAGCAGAAUAAAGGCUUAGUGUAGUGAUGAUUUCCUUGAAAUAUGAAA